This is a messenger RNA of Opisthocomus hoazin, 977 nucleotides long. The record is from RefSeq and is a predicted model, not a curated record. NCBI's taxonomy places the organism in Eukaryota, Metazoa, Chordata, Aves, Opisthocomiformes, Opisthocomidae.
AUGGCUCAGGAAGCGCUUGAGAUGGCAGCUGUUGGAAACUGGGAGAGUACUGCUGAGGCGGGGAAACCACCACCUGGCUUACAUCUGGAUGUAGUCAAAGGAGAUAAACUCAUUGAGAAACUCAUCAUUGAUGAGAAGAAAUACUAUCUCUUUGGGAGAAAUCCUGAUCUGUGCGAUUUUACCAUUGACCACCAGUCUUGCUCUCGGGUCCAUGCUGCCUUGGUCUAUCACAAACAUCUCAAGAGGGUUUUCCUCAUAGAUCUGAACAGCACACAUGGCACGUUCUUGGGUCAUAUCCGUUUGGAAGCUCACAAACCCCAACAGAUACCCAUUGACUCCACGGUUUCAUUUGGGGCUUCUACACGGGCGUAUACUCUGCGAGAGAAGCCUCAGACACUGCCAUCAGCAGUUAAAGGAGAUGAGAAAAUGGGCGGUGAAGAUGAAGAGCUCAAAGGCUUGCUGGGCCUGCCAGAGGAGGAGACAGAGCUUGACAACCUAACAGAGUUUAAUACAGCCCACAACAAAAGAAUUUCCACGCUAACCAUUGAGGAGGGGAACUUGGACAUUCAGAGACCAAAGAGAAAACGGAAGAACUCCAGAGUGACAUUCAGUGAUGAUGAUGAAAUCAUCAAUCCGGAGGACGUGGACCCUUCUGUCGGGCGUUUCAGGAACAUGGUACAGACAGCAGUAGUCCCUGUUAAGAAAAAACGGUUGGAGAAUCCAGGCUCGUUGACCACAGAUGAUUCUGCAUCACGGCGGCACGGGACAGCGCUCAUUGGUGGCCUGCCAAUGCCCUACCCCAAUCUUGCCCCAGAUGUGGACUUGACUCCUGUUGUGCCCUCGACAGUUAACAUGAACCCGGCUCCAAACCCUGCUGUCUUUAAUCCUGAAGCUGUGAAUGAACCCAAGAAGAAGAAGUACGCAAAGGAGGCAUGGCCGGGCAAGAAGCCGACCCCUUCCCUGCUGAUCUGAGUUGG